AUGACCGUUACCAUUACUGUUAGCAUCACUGUUACUGUUACCUUUACCGUUACCGUUACUUUUAUCAUCAUCAUUGUUACCGUUACUGAUACCAUUAUCGUCACUAUUAUUAUCAAUAUCAUCGUUAGUGUCACUGUUGCCAUUAUCAUCACUGUUAUCAUUACCGUCAUCAUAAUUGUGAUCAUUAUCGUCACCAUUAUAGUUACCGUGAUCGUGACCGUUAUUGUUAAAGUUACCGUCACCGUCACCGUCACAAUUAUCGUUAGCAUUACCGUUACCAUCACCGUCACCGUCAUAGUCACCAUCAUAGUCACCAAUACCGUUAACGUCAUUGUUACUGUUACUAUCACUAUUACCAUCACUAUUACAGUCAACGUCACCGUUAUCGUUACCGUCACCAUCACCGUUACCCUUACCAUCACCUUUACAAUUAUCGUCACCGUUAUCGUUAUCGUUACAGCUACCAUUACUAUCUGUGAUACCGUUAUCAUGAUCGUUAACGUCACCGUCACUGUAACUAUUACCAUAAUUGUUAUCAUCACUAUCAUCGUUAGCAUUAUCGUCACCAUUACAGUCACCGUUAGUGUUACCGUCUCUAUUACCAUCACCGUUACCGUUAUCGUGACUGUUACCGUAACCGUUACCAUCACCAUUACUGUCAUCAUUACCUUGACCGUGACUAUCACUGUAACCGUUAUCGUUACCAUCACCGUGGUCACUGUUUCAAUCAUCGUGUUCGUUACCGUUACCAUGACUAUUACCAUUACCAUUACUGUUACUAUUAACGUCAUCGUUACAGUAAUCAUUACUGUUACCGUCAUUGUCACCGUAACCAAUAUCGUCACCAUGAAUGUGACUAUUACUGUGACUGUGAUAAUUACCGUCACAUUACUAACACCGUCACCGUAA
Molecule: messenger RNA, 909 nt
Organism: Vitis vinifera (wine grape)
Lineage: Eukaryota; Viridiplantae; Streptophyta; Magnoliopsida; Vitales; Vitaceae
Exons: 1
Coding region: 1-909 (302 amino acids)
Biological process (GO): transmembrane transport
Cellular component (GO): membrane
Molecular function (GO): transmembrane transporter activity
Source: RefSeq, a predicted model, not a curated record